Solea solea (common sole) is the source of this 2506-nucleotide messenger RNA. RefSeq lists its product as uncharacterized. The coding region runs from base 962 to 2326 and encodes 454 amino acids. The record is from RefSeq and is a predicted model, not a curated record. NCBI's taxonomy places the organism in Eukaryota, Metazoa, Chordata, Actinopteri, Pleuronectiformes, Soleidae. The transcript has 5 exons.
AGCUGUACACAUCAGUGAUACAGCUUUAACAGGUUUUACAUGCUUCAGUGGACCGAAUAGGUUUCUAGCCAGAGCAACCUGGGGUUAGAUGUUUGACCAAUGGACACAUCUGCAUGUAGCCAUCAGAGCCUAAUGUCUAAGGACUUUUCUCAACAUCCAUACUUCUCAGUACUUGCGUACUCCAGUACUAAGUAAGUCCAAGUUCUGUUCCAAUUCUCAAGCAGCGAGGACCGUUCUCAUACCCAUUUUAAUAAUAUCGUGUGUUAACACAUUCAUUUGUCGAUUGAUAAGAUUUGAUAAGGAAUUACAUUUGAAACAUUUUUAGUUGUUUGUCUUUUUGGUAUUUUAACAGCUUAAUCUGAAAACGUGUUUGACAGUGGUUGAAUGUCAUGGAUAUUUGCAUACUAUAGGUUCAAUUAGUAUGUUGGCAAGGAGCAGGUAGAUUUCCCUCACUAACGAUUAUAAUCAUUCGUAUUGGACUUUGGUUCGCUCUCUCUAAUGUUGGGACUAUACCUGAGCAUCAAGUUGUUUGGAACCAUGUUUGAAACAAAAGGGGGGGGUGCCCAGCAGAGUGGUGGUCACGCCCUGAGCUGAACAAACACAUGCUGUUUGAAAGAAAGAAAGAAAGAAAUUAAGAAAGAAAGGAAGAAACUGAUCCAAUCAAUGUAUUACAUGGACAAAUGUGUUUUAUUGAUGAUUGUGACUUGAAUGUAUUAAAGUUGUAGGAAGCCCGUAUUGAGUUAAUUUAAUUUAGUGAGGUUUUCUUUGACCGUCAGUUCAUGAGGUGUUACGUCAGGUUACGUUCUAUUACUGUUAAAUCAACAGAUCGUCAUUCACGACCUGGGACAUCAAGGGAAUACUUCUAUGAGUUGUUGAUCCUGUUGUGGAUUAAGUAUUUCUAUUUCUAUUCCUAAAGACGAUUGGACACGUGAAUAGAAACGACUUUCAAAGGUUUGAAUCUAUGACGUCUGGCUCUUCAUCCAAGAUGAAAGCACUAAGACUGACCUUCCUCCUCCUCUUUAUUCCUGCCAUGGUCUUAAUUUUCAUCCUCGCCGGACUAACAUCCAGGGCAGACAGGCACAUCUCAACCAUGGGUAGGCCUCCAAAUAUUGUCCCCAUUCAGAUCUCUGAGCAGACCUUCACCCGCCUCAACAACACCAAACAUCUACUGGUGUCAGCCUUCAUGGACCAGAGGAGGAAGGGCUUGGAUAUACGCAUCAUUGGCAUAUUUAAAAGAGACUCCAUCAACCCCCUGAACUGUUAUUUCUGGUGCGAUGGUCACAUGUCAGUCCCGACUCCAUCAGAGAUUAUGGUGCACUCAGACCACUUUGGUUUUCCCUACGGCACUACAGAUGUCAUGUGUCCAAUUCCUGAAAACUGCUCCGCUACACACGUUACUCUUGUGACUCGGCCAAACAGUGACAUUGAACCCGACCAGCUUUGGUUACCCAUAAGAAACAAAGAGAUGAAAGACAAUGUGAAUGACACAUUUCAGUUUGAUUUCACAGUCUGCAUCUCCAACCUGUUUGGAGACUACAACAAUGUGCUUCAGGUCGCCCAGACCCUGGAGAUGUACAGGUUGCUUUCUGUGGACAGGGUGGUGAUCUAUAACACCAGUUGUGGCCCAGAACUCGACCGCCUCUUGCAGGCCUACAUCCAGGAGGGCUUCGUGGAGGUGGUUCCAUGGCCCAUUGACCAAUAUUUGAGUCCUUCUGAAGGCUGGUUGUUCUCAAAGCAUGGAGGCGAACUGCACUAUUAUGGCCAGCUGACCUCACUUAACGAGUGCAUUUACAGAUCCAUGGCCCGAUCACGCUACGUCCUGCUGAACGACAUGGACGAGAUUGUUAUGCCGUACCAGCACACCAACCUGACGUCCCUGAUGGACAUGCUCCAACAGCAGCACCCAAAUACGGGGGUGUUCCUCAUUGAGAACCGUUAUUUCCCUAAAAAACACUUUGAACCAAGUAAAAGGUUCCACCUGCCGCAAUGGAACGGGGUGCCGGGAGUUAACCUUCUGGAGCACAUUUAUAGCGAGGAGCCAGACAGAAAGGUGUACCACCCACACAAGAUAAUAAUUCAACCAAGGAUGGUGGAGCAAACUUCAGUGCAUGAGGUGCUCAAGAAGUUUGGACAGGUUUUCAAAGUACCACCACAAGUUUGUCGGCUCAUCCACGUCCGUGCGCGACUGCAGGAGGCGCUAACUAUAGAUCAGCUCCAUGUGGACAAACGACUGUGGGAAUUCCACGAAAGGCUGAUUCCCAACGUGGACGUGGUUCUGAGGAGAGCGGGACUGCUGAACAGAGGGGCAGAGUUGAUGGACGAGUGAUUGCACAGACGCUUCAGUUGCCCCUUAUCUUUCACAGCACGCUUUAUUAAAUAUUGAUCUCAAAUACACACGCAUUAUGUAAUAAUGUAAUACAUUUGCACGCCAUCAUGUAAUAACGCAGCCUUAUGUAAUAAUCUGCCGCAUUAUGUAAUAAACUGCUUGAACGCAAUAUGUAAUCAA